AUGAGCUCCCCUGGCGCAGGGGGAGAAGGGACUCGGCACGCCGGGUGCCAACACCUGGAGAACCUGGUGCCGGCUGAGCAGAGAGGAGACCAACUGGCUUACACCUGCCACCGGGCCAGAGCGGCCUCGUGCGAGGAACCGGAGCCGCGGGACAGCACGCGUUCACGGCGCGUUCGUGGUCACGACAGGCUGCUGUGUGACGCUUCCGUCAGCAGGUGUGAAAGCACAGAGGAAUAUGAUUACGAUUACCUCAGCAUCAAUAAAACCUGGGUCCUCACCCCUAAGGCACAGGAGACUGAUGCCACGCAAAUCCUCAACUCACUGCUGAAGAACUAUGACAACAAGCUGAGGCCGGAUAUUGGCAUCAAGCCCACAUUUAUUGAUGUGGAUAUCUACGUGAACAGCAUCGGACCAGUAUCUGUGAUCCAGAUGGAAUACACCAUCGAUAUCUUCUUUGCUCAGACAUGGUAUGACCGGCGUCUUCGUUUCAACAGUACCCUCAAGGCUCUCACACUGAACACCAACAUGGUGAGCCGCAUCUGGAUCCCAGAUACCUUUUUCAGGAACUCCAAGCGGGCUGACUCCCACUGGAUAACCACUCCUAAUCAACUCCUCCGCAUCUGGAAUGAUGGCAAAGUUCUCUAUACGCUCAGACUGACUAUUGAGGCUGAAUGUCUGCUCCAGCUGCAGAAUUUCCCAAUGGACACUCACUCCUGCCCUCUGGUUUUUUCCAGUUAUGGCUACCCGCGUGAGGAGAUUGUCUAUCGCUGGAGGCGCUAUUCCAUUGAGGUCUCUGACCAGCGCACUUGGAGGCUUUACCAAUUCGACUUCACAGGGCUGAGGAACACCUCGGAAGUCCUCAGGACUGGGGCAGGGGAGUACAUGGUGAUGACAGUUUCUUUUGACCUGAGUAGACGUAUGGGUUAUUUUGCCAUUCAAACCUAUAUUCCCUGCAUCCUGACCGUUGUUCUCUCCUGGGUUUCCUUCUGGAUCAAGAGAGAUUCUACACCAGCCCGGACAUCUCUGGGUAUCACCACUGUGCUAACAAUGACCACCCUGAGCACCAUCUCCCGCAAGCACCUUCCCCGUGUUUCCUAUAUCACAGCCAUGGACCUCUUUGUCUCUGUGUGCUUCAUCUUCGUCUUCGCAGCUCUCAUGGAGUACGCCACGCUCAAUUAUCUGGUAGGAAACAAGAAACCACUGGAGCACAACAGCAGGAAAACAAGGCUGCCAUCUGCUGGCAUCCAGGUGAUGCCAUCCUUCACCACCAUCAACAUCAACAACAUCAUGCACUGGCCCCCAGAGGUAGAGGAGGAUGAGGAUGAAGACCCUGGUUCCCCAUGCCUGGAAGGGAAGGAAUGUGAGAGAUUCUUCUGCUGCAUUGAGGACUGUCAGACAGGGAUGUGGCGGGAAGGGAGGGUCCGUAUUCACAUCUCCCGCCUGGACUCCUACUCCCGCGUGUUCUUUCCCACCGCCUUCCUGCUCUUCAACAUUGUCUACUGGAUUGCCUAUCUGUAUCUCUAGCUGUUCUUUGUCCUCAACUGGAAUGGACUGGAGGCCAGCAAAAUGGACUUUUCAAGGAGCAUAGCAAACAGCCUCUCUUCCUGUUGUAGUCGAUCAUCAGUCUGAACAAUCCGAUUUGAUGAUUCCUUCUUCCUGCUCUCAUCUCUUCUGAGAAGAACAAGACAGCAUUUUUUUUAGCUACCAAACCUGUCUUUUUAGAAAAUCUUCCCUUCCCAAACAACCUUCUUUCCAACACCACCAGCAUUUGACUCCUUGUAGGAUUGCCCAGAAAAGUCCUAUUCCUGUCAAAAGGUUAGGGAUUUUGUCAAGAACAAAAAUCCAAAUGUGCUUCGUUUUUCCAUCCAGUCCCACUCCAAAAUACCAUGGGAAGUGAUGAUAAAUUGAGUUUUUUCCAUAGUUUUUAAGUCUGCAGAGGAAGUAAAGUAGAUUUUACAACUUCUGCACCAUCUCCACCAGUAUAGACUUUGUGGGAGUGCUAGAGACAUGGAAAGGUCAGAAGGAGGGAGGGGCCAAAUAAGGUAGGAGUACUGCCUGCCUUCUGCUGAGAGCUAGGAUUGGCCAAAAUGCUUUGAACCUGCCGAGAAAGCUGACUGUGGUGCAGGAGUGGAGUAGUGGUAAGCCUCCACCAGCUCCCCGUAGGACAUCUGUGGAGCAUUCCUCAUGGAUUGCUCUGCUUGUUGCACCACAAGGCAUCUGAUGAAAAGCAUUUCACGAGGCUGAAUGGCCUGCUGUCUUUUCAGGACUGGCUGUCUAAGGGCCCAUGAUGGCAUCCUGCUAUGUGGUCAGGACUUUGACUGGGGUAUGCAGCUUGCUUUGGGCAUAGCUAAAAUGGGGAGAAAGCCCUUAUGCUACAGAGACCAGAAGGUGUCUCAUAUGCCUGUUGUGAGGUAGCUAUCUUCAGCCUGUCUGAGGUGAGCCAGUGCUCUCCUUCACAAGGACUAGUGUUGAACUCCUCAGAUCUGUGUACAGUAGUAGGUGCUAACCGGAGAAAUGGGUCAUAGGGAAGGGAACACUAACAGCUAUCCCUGCACCUACCAGUGGUGAGGAGAGUUCCUGCAGCUCCGACGUGCUUCCUUUCUGUCUAAUAUUUAAAUUAAAAACCAGACUUCUCUAAAACUGUUUGCCUCCUCCAACUUGCCAACAAUCUAUGCCCCUUUUCUUCCCAGAAUCAGGAAGGGGAACGAGCCAUGCAUGGCAUUCCCAUCUGCCCUCCUUGGUAGCUCUCAGGAAACUCAGACAGAGCUGGUUCCUAGUGUUCUCGCUCCCCUGCCAGGUCUCUGUCAGCUGUGACAAGAACCAUCAACGCCUGAAGAAAAGGGCUGGAGAAAGGUGAAUUACAGUCUGAACCAGGAGGAAACUGCAUAAUGUAGAAGGGGAAGCUCAGGCCCAAGGUUCAUCAUAAGCUGUAAAUCAACUGCUCCCCAAUUACACCAAAUGUUGAUUUGGCCUACAGCAUAAGUGUUUGUGCAAAGCAAUGUACUAUUAUAGUUACUAGUUACUACUAGCUGCUAUUAAUGGUAAAUUAAUAGUACUAUGUUACUUAAAAAAUCUUUUUAUAAAUGGCAUGUUUUAGAAAGCUGGCAUGGCUGCAGAGAAAAAGUUAGGAAUGGCUGGCUCACAGGACAGCUAACAGGGCUAGGCCAUUUUCUAUAGUCUUAGAGAGCAAUUUGAUCUGGUUUAAAGAUGGAUUUUGGCACUUAAAUCUGAUUUGAGUAAUGAAGUGUCAUGUUUAAUUCAUUCAUAAAUGCAGCCCUACCUUGGUUCCAGAGGAAGAGCCAGAGCACCUAAUUAAGUACACAAUAGUACAACAUUCAGCUAAGUACAACCGAAUGGGGUCAGACCAGUGUAGCUCUGGAAGGGGAAAUUGUGCCUGUCUAACCUGUUACGGUUCUUUUAAAAUACCAAGGAAGAGAUAAAGGUUACUCAGAAGCAUAAUUUGCUUAGCUACUCCGACAGCUUUUGAAAGGAUGGAAAGAAAUUAUGGCGGGUGGUUCUAACGGAGGAAAUUGAUUCAGUAAAAGAAUUAUUAAGGAGGUUCUAAUUAGAGGAAAUUAAUUGAGGAGAGGAAAGAAGAAUUGUUAAGGAGGCUCUAAUUAGAGGAAAUUAAUGUUUUAGAGAGAGAGACACAGAGAGGGAGACAUCCAAGAAAAGAAUCAAAACAACUUCCAGACAAGGAGAGCUGCUGGGUGACGGUGCUGACGCCCAGCCAAGCAGGUUGAUAUUCUGCUUCUGAUAGCAAAGCGCUAUUAGAUGCAGCAAUAGAAAAAAAUCUCCUAUGACUCAACUGUAUGCUGAAAGGGAGCUGGAUUAGACAGGGAUCUGUGAUCUCUGUGGGGAGCCAAAAGGAAAGAGCAUCCUUUAGAUUAAAACUUGCUCACGUGACAGACUCUGAGUGAAGCGUGUCUUCACAUGUCAGAAGGCAGCAGCUACUGUGUGCCUAGGAGGAGGCAUCCUGGUGGUAAACCAGGGCCGUGUCAAGUAUGUUCAUAAACAUUACGGAGGUAUAAAAGAUGUGCAGGCAAUGUAGGCUGUCGUGAACACAGGCAACAAAAUCUGGAGCGGAGCAUCUGAGAAAGGGCUGGUAGAUGGAAAAAAAUUAAUGUAUGUGUGCAAAGAGUCCAAACCUCUCCAAUUCACUGAGACCUCAGAGCACUUGGGAGCUUUGAUGGACACAGCUUAUUAUCAUGGACACCAAAGUAAAGACACCAGCACUGUGAGCAGCAGCAUGUUGAAUUUAGACCUUUUAAAGAAUGAGCCAGGAGAGCAGCAAGGUGUACAGGAGACCUAAAAGGAUGAUAGGGAUUCAGGCAAAGUAGACUUGAAAGAUGAUUUUACCAAAAAAGAUAAAACUAACAUACACCUGGGUAAUUUAACCAAUGAUGGAAGAUAUGAGAGUGACUUGACAGAAGAAAAUAGUCUAGCGUGGGCUGGAGCACAAGGGAGCUGAUUACUAAAGCUGGGGAAGGUGGGGGGGGGUCUUUUUGGUUUAGGGAAAUCUGUGCCCAUCAUAAAUAGUUCAAUAAAUAAAGGCAUGCAGGAAUUGAGUCAUGUUUUUAAGUUCUGCAGUAUCUCAGAAAAGAAAAGCAAAGAAAAGCAAGAAAGAAAAAUCCACCCUUUUUUGGAAUUACUUUGCAAAGCUCCAUUUUCCUGAAGAGAGGUUUCCCUGCUAUGGGCAGGGAUCCCGAGGCACAGAGACAUUCGGCAGCCGUGCACUGUUCUGCCCAGCAAGGCAGUGGGAGCUCUGUCCCCCCCAGCUCCUGCCCAGGACGACGUAAACCACCCGCCUUUCCCUGCAUGCUGUGGUUUCUGCAAUCGCCCCGUGGGUUAUGGCAUUGCGGCAGCUUUCAGACCAGGACAGCUGCUGUCUUUUUACCGGUGUCUGACUAGCUCGCUCCAGGGAAGACAGCCCAAAAACAUCUGGCUAAUGAUUUGACUGGAAACAAUGAUAUCAGCAUUUAUGUUUUAUGGCUUUUGUUCAGAAGAUGAAAGGACGUCAAAAAGGUUGAUUUCUCAUUUCUCUGUCUCAUCCUAUCCCUCUCCUUCCCCUCCAAAUUAUGCCAUAUAAGGGACCAUUUUUAGACUGUAAGCUCAUCAGGGCAGGGACACUCUUACUGUGUGUUUGUACAGAGCCUAGCACACUAAGGCUUGAUCCUUAACGGAGACUUCUGGAUGCUACUUAUUAUAGGUAAUAAACAGCAGUAUGGACUGUCUGGC
Messenger RNA from Struthio camelus australis, 5238 nucleotides. NCBI's taxonomy places the organism in Eukaryota, Metazoa, Chordata, Aves, Struthioniformes, Struthionidae. The record is from RefSeq and is a predicted model, not a curated record.